AUUCUAGUAACUUUCGUUGACAUCCGGCGUUAUCGCUUGGAAUAUCACGAUGACGACAAAUGUAUAUUUUUGAUGACCAUGUGCACGUCGUUGUCUUCAUUCGUUCAAUAACAGGUAAUGCAUUCGUGCAUUGAGUGUCAAUAUUCAUCGAGUGAGUCAUUAUCAAUGACGACUGUGAAAUUCGCAUGAAAUACAAAUCACGUGAAGAUAAGUAAUUGAUAACAUAAAUGCACCAUAGCACCUUGUGAGUAGGUUUUAAAAAUAACUUAAUCUACCGAUUCGAUGUGUGACUCAUGAGAUUGUCAAAAGUUUUGCAGUAAUAGCCCAAUAUCGACAUCUUGGGAGUGAAUUGCGAUGUGCAAAAUGAUGGAAUAUGUGCAGAUUUAUGGCACAGAAGUUCAAAAUCGCCUUAACGUUGCUUCGUUGACAACAUGCAAAGCUCUGAUGCUCGGUUGGUGAGACAAACAUCAUCAGUUUCAACUCUAUAUUACUUCGACUCGCAUAUUCCUUCGGGAAUCCGGAGGAAAUCUCGUUGAAGCUGUCAAAAAUUUACGCUUGCGAUAAGUAUGACAACGAACCGAGGAGAUAAUGUAUCUGGGUGAUACCGAUAGUACGUGUAAAGGUGGCAAAAAUAUAGAAUAAAAAUAUCACCUAUUGAAAAUGUGACUGAUGAAGUGUAUGGUGAAUCAAGCAAUUGGACAAACUGGAUUCUUUCGAUACAACAAGAUAAGACAUGAUUUUCAAUUGCCCACAAGCCGACACCUGAUUAAUCUACAAGUAAUUAAUUAUCACAUCUUCCGAUCAGGAAGUAAACAGUCUGAAUCAUACGCCAUCAUUGUAAUCGAUAAUACCAAUGCUAUCAGAUUAGAGAAAAGCGGUGAUACUAUAAAACGUGCGGAUUCUUGCAAUAUGGAAGCAUUCGAUCGAAAAUUCAGUACGACGUAGCAUCGAGCAAAUUCUCAAGCAAAAUGAAAGUUAUUCGCACUCUGGUAUUCACAAUCCUCUUCGCCGCCGCUACCUCAGCCGGCAGGAUACCCAUAAAAAAUGAAGAUGAAAUUCGUCAUAAACCCGACGACGCGCUCAAUUCAAUCCUGCGUAAGCAACCUCUCCACAAAGAAAGAGACCUGCUUCCGGUACUCCGACCUCACAAAGGAGAAGGUCCGCUCCUCGAAGUCGGACAUCCACCGAAGCACCGCCCCGAGGAACUCAAGGAACACAGAGUACCUGCACCACAUCAGGAACCGCCGAAGCACCCUGAGAACGAAGACGCGUUAAUUACAGCAACGGAAUCCGUGACUGAAGAUACUUCUACAAACAGCACAACUGCAGUUUCCACCACCGCGGAAUCCGAAUCAGAGAAUGAAGUUGUACCCAGCACGGAAACAGAAUCUACCACGGAAUCUGAAGACGAUGAAUCUACAGAGUCAAGCGCAGCUUCUACUUCUGAACCAAAUUCAGAUGGUACAACCGAAGCCAGUGGAGACUCGGAAUCUACGACCACACCUGAAUCCGAAGAAGAAAAAGAAGAAGAAGAAGAAGAAGGAUCUACGGAGACAAAUGUGACUACAACUGUGAAGACAGAAUUGGAGAGCGAAUCUGAAACUAGUGAAGACUCAGUAAUUUCUACUACAGAAUCUGAGACGGCGGAAGCUGCUACGACCGUUGUAAGCACAGACUCGGAGUCAGUCGGAACAAGCGCUGAGACAAAAAGCUGGUGGCAAAGAAUGUUCUCCUGGAUUUGAUCAUUUAUUGAUUAGAAGGACAAGAAUUCUCUUUGUUAGGUUCCUGAUUUUUUUUUUUUUUUUUUAAGAAAACUUCUCACCUCGUGUAGCAUCAAUCUUCGACAUUCACAUUUCUUUAAUUGGCUUGUGUGUUAAUAAAUUAUUGAUUAUGUAGUUGUACAAGUUUCUUGACUAGCAUGAGUUUAAUGGAUAUUAUAUUAUACCCAUGCGCUUAUUAAUUUAUGCAGAAUCGAAUUUAUCAACUAAUGUAUCUCACGAAUACUGUGAAAUAAAAACUA
This is a messenger RNA of Neodiprion fabricii, 2020 nucleotides long. Its product is annotated as protein gar2-like. The transcript has 2 exons. Lineage: Eukaryota; Metazoa; Arthropoda; Insecta; Hymenoptera; Diprionidae. The coding region runs from base 969 to 1742 and encodes 257 amino acids. The record is from RefSeq and is a predicted model, not a curated record.